Messenger RNA from Cuscuta campestris, 1583 nucleotides. NCBI's taxonomy places the organism in Eukaryota, Viridiplantae, Streptophyta, Magnoliopsida, Solanales, Convolvulaceae. The record is from the annotation of a GenBank genome assembly.
CUGUAACAGUCUCAGGUGAGUUUUUCUCCAAGAUCUGGGCAAUGCUCGCAAAUUAUAUCGUACAGCCGGCUGUACUGGAAGAAUCGUACAGCCGGCGGAAAUUAGCGUGGAGCUCGAUCGAGUACAGCCGGCGGAAAUGGAGCGCGAUUGAGUCAAACCCUAGAUUGGAUUCUGGGCAUGAUUGGACAGUGGUCAGCAGUUUUAAAUAUCCCCUGGGGAACCUGGGCAUUUAUGGAGUCUUUGGGGUCACUGAAAAAGACCUAGGUACUAAGGCAAAAUCAAUUAGAAGUGGGGCCUCAUCAACCAUGUACUAUACUCGUUUCCUGCUUCCCAUUGGGGUUGAGUCUACCCAUGAGACAAUGGGAACAGACGAUGCUGCUUCAAUGAAACCUUUGGAACCCCUUGUGCAAGAAAAGGUUGAGUCUACCCAUGAGACAAUGGGAACAUACGAUGUUGCUUCAAUGAAACCUGUGGAACCCCUUGUGCAGGAAAAGAAUAUGAAUGAGUACCUUUACAUCUUGAGAAGAUGCUUAUGUAAUGACGAUGGAGACUCUGUCAUUGCGCCUUUAGAAUUCACCCACUACUUGGGCUCUUAUGCGCAUGACCCAGAUUGGCCUGUUUUGUCUGGAUCCCUUGAACAGAUUGUUGAUGGUACAUACAGCGAAGGGCCAAAAGCAUUUAAAACCAAAUCCUGGGACAAGAACACUAAGUACAUGUAUUAUUUGAAAGGCACGGGUACACAUUGGUUCUGUGUCAAGGCUGACUUUGAGAGGGGCUGCCUCGUCGUGCUUGACUCACUUACUCGGCUCUCUACGAUUGAUGAUAUGCGUCGUUAUCGGGGUGAUGAUCUUGUGGGGUUUCUAGGCAUUUCCGCUGUAGAGAGAUUGGCAAGAACCCCAAUAGAUAACACCAUUCCCCUACUGCAACACUUACGCUGUUGUUUCUAUCCUCCAUUGAAUGAUGAGCUAUUUACGUGGGCUGGACAUCCCAAUUGUUCAGCCGCGGCCUCAAUGAGUAGAUCAGGGAAUGGACAUCACGCAUACAGAGUUCAUCAUCAAAAGCAAAUGCAUUUCAAUGGAGGAUCUGGGAACGGAAUCCAAGGUUAUCUUGCUAUAACACUGCUGCUCGCCGCUGGUGAGCUUCACCGUCGGUUGGAGCUCACCGGAAUCUCCAGUGCUGGUCUUCUUCGAUUGAUGCACAGAGGAGACGCCGGGGACCGAGCUGCGUUGUUUGGUCGCCUCGCUGAUUUCUCCGUAGAAAAGAACCGGCAAUUGGGAUUUGGGAGCUUCAAUUAGGAUAACUUCUGAAAAUUACAAAUUGGCCCCAAUUACAUUAAAUUAAUUGCAAUUCAGCCUCGCACUUGAAUUUAAACUCUAAAAUCAAUCAAAUAUCACAAAUCAGCCCAUAAUUAAGAAUAUGACAAAUAAUACACAAUUAGGAUCUAAUUAAUAUUUAAAUCUAAGUUAAUAAGUCUAUCAAAGAUAACCAAAUGUGCACAAAAAACAGACUUAUCACCAACACAUUUGUCCUCGUGAUCUCAGUGGAGAUGUGAUAGCCAAAGCGGAUCUGUACAGGGUAUGGGU